AUGGGUCCCGGCCGCUUCGUGGACUCCCAGGGGCUCUUCUCCGCACCGGAGUUUGCCUCGGCCGUGGCAUGGUCCGAGGACAACGUGCUGGCCUGCGCCCAGGGCUCCAGCGUGAGCCUGCUGCACCCAGGGGCCCUGGACGGCCCCCGCGCCUACACCUCCCCCAUCCAGCCAGGGGAGUGGUCCCUGGACCAGGGGCCGCAUGCCCCCCCGGGCACCCUGGCCCAGGACCUGGCGGCCAUCCGCGCACAGGCCUAUGCCUCGCAAUGGCCCGCCCUGGCGCGGAGCCCCAGCGUGCGCAGCGUGGCGUGGUCGGGUAGGGGUCUGGCACCGCAGGGCGGCUGCGCACUCUGCGUCGUCACCUGCGACCACCAGGUCAAGGUGUUCUUCCCACCCGUACACCAUACCAGCGAGUGGAGUGACUGCAGGGACCUGACCGGCGACAUCGUGGAGGCCUCGCAGCGGGUGGCCCCCGACACGGAGCAGGAGUGGCGCCCUCUGCAGGGGGGUCUUGUGGACUCUCAGUCCGCGCCAGGCCAGCGUUCUGCAGCACACGGGGGUGGCCCCCCAGCAGCGGGGAACUCGCCGGGGGCCGGCGACCAGGAGGUCGAGGUGCUGCGCUUGAGGGGCGGGGCUAGGCCCGAGGCCGGCACAGACCCGAGUCCGGACGCAAAACCCGGCGUGCCUGCCGCCAAGCGGCCUCGCAAGGCGCCCCACCCCUCCAGGGCCGCCGGCAGCGACGAGGGCGCGGCCGGCGCCAAAUCGCCGGAGAGCAGGACCGCCGGGGCGGCGCAGGGACCCUCUCGAGGCGGCCCACUCGUGCCGCCAUCGGCGGCGAGCGCGGCGCUGCUGGCCGCCGCAGCGGCGGCCGCGCCAGGCCUGCCGGCCAAGGAGGCCCGGGCCGCGCUGCUGGACGCGGCCGUGCGCGCUUUCCUCGCCCAGCGCGGCGAGCUCCCUGCGCCCGAGCGGCCGCGGUACCCCACCCCUUCCUCCCACCUCAAGGGCGCCGACCUGGGGCUGCUCAACGGCCUGCCGGCCGUGAAUGUGAGCUCCGGCGUCCUGGCGGCGCGCCGCUCCAUCAUCGUGGCCGCCGUGCGGCGCUUCCUUGCCCUGCGUAAAGAGCUGCCCGCGUCGCAGCGACCCUCCUACGCCUCGAGGCGGGAGCACCUGAGGGCCGCCGACGUGCGGCUCGCCGGCCGAGUCACCGCCGAGUUUGCGACCGCCUUCCCGCGCCUGCUGCAGCAGCUGGGCUACGACGCCGGGCUCUUCGCCUCCGUGUGGCUCAACCGCCUGCGCCGGGGGUGGGACAGAGUGGAUGGGACGCUGGAGGCGGGGCUGGGAGUGCUGGAGGGGCCCGUGCCCGGCGGCGGCGCCAAGAGUCCUGCCAGCGAGGGCGCUUGGGCGGGGGAGGGGCCCGCGCUGGCAAUGCGCGACGCCGGCUGGGACUGGCUGGCCGUGGGCGCGCGCGGCGGCCGGGUGUGGCUCUGGAAAGCGCGGCCGUCGGAGCGUGGGCCGAGCCUGGACGCCACCGCAGCCGCUUGCCCAGGCGAGGCCGGCGCCUCGCUGCGCCUCGUCCGCGGCCUGGCCCUCGGCGCCUCCUGGGUCACGGCACUGGCCUUCCUGCCGCGCGGCGGGGAGGGGGCCCAUGGCGCGGCGGGACCCGGGUCAUCGCAGACCCUGGCGGCGGGCAUGUCAUGCGGGCGCGUGAGGCUGCUGACCCUGGACGGCGACGGCGGCCUGCUUGCGCAGCGCUGCGUCCUGCCCCCCGACCUGAGCCCCGUCACCUGCCUGGCCGCGGCGGCCGGCUGCGUCGCGGCCGGCAAGGCCGAUGGGAGGCUGCACGUGUGGGCAGCGCCGCUCAGGGAAGCGGUCGCGUGUGGGAGCCAGGGCGCCGUGCAGGGGCCUGGGGACGAUGCUGUUGAGGACCUGCGAGCGAGCACAGUGCGCGACACCGUAGGCUGCCCCGCAGCCGCGCAUGGGCACCGCCUGGCGACGGGGGUUGCGUGGGGCCAUCGAGGGAUGGACCCCGGCGCCCUGCCCCUCCUGGUCUCCGCCGGGCUGGGCGGGGAGCUGUGCGCCUGGAGGGUGGAGCGAGGAGUCCACGAGUUGACCCUGGCCCCAGCCCCCGCCCCCUCACCCGCCGGCAGGGCCAAGGAUGCGGGGCAGCUCCAGGUGCACCAGAGGGUGGUCCAGUCGGUGGUGCGGCUGUAUUGCCUCCCCGACCCCGACCAGCGGGGCCUGCAGCAGGCAGCGCGGGCCUGGGUGGCUCAGGGCGCGGGCGCUGGAGGCGUCACGCCCUUGCCCUCCGCCCUCUGGGACGUGCUGUGCGCGCUGCGUCAGCCCACCGAGACCGAUGGCGAGGACCCCCCGGCGCGCCUGCUGAGCUGGCUGGAGCCUGGCGCCGGGGCGGCUGCCAUGGAGCUGGACCUCCUGCUCAGGCGCGCGCGCGGGACGCUGACGGCCGCGCUGGCGGGCGAUGGGAGGGGCGCGACACCCAACUGCCCUGUCGAAGAUGAGGCCACUGAGGCGGUGCUGGGCCGGGUGGCGGCGUGGGUGCUGGCCAGCGCUGGCGAGAGCGGAGUCGACGAGGAGCUGCUGGGCCUGGCCGCGGCGGUCCCACAGCGCAACGAGCUCGACGCAUCCGCGCCCCUGGCGGGAGGGAUGGAGGGGGCCACCACCGCCCUCAAGACGCUCAAGGACGGGAGCACAGUCGUCGUCGCGCGCUGCCCCCUCACGCUGCUGCCGCUGGAAACCUCCAGGACGUGGCAGUGCUGCGUGUGCGAACGACGCUACGCGCGCUGGGAGGCCUCUGGGUGCGUGCUCUGCGCGGGGGCGCUGGGGCCGCUCCGGGGGAGCCUCUGCCUGAACGUCCCCUGCCUCUAA
Molecule: messenger RNA, 2883 nt
Organism: Auxenochlorella protothecoides
Lineage: Eukaryota; Viridiplantae; Chlorophyta; Trebouxiophyceae; Chlorellales; Chlorellaceae
Exons: 8
Coding region: 1-2883 (960 amino acids)
Biological process (GO): transcription initiation at RNA polymerase III promoter
Cellular component (GO): transcription factor TFIIIC complex
Molecular function (GO): protein binding; histone acetyltransferase activity
Source: RefSeq, a predicted model, not a curated record